Rosa rugosa (rugosa rose) is the source of this 526-nucleotide messenger RNA. RefSeq lists its product as uncharacterized. The record is from RefSeq and is a predicted model, not a curated record. Gene Ontology annotation, molecular function: S-adenosyl-L-methionine transmembrane transporter activity. Gene Ontology annotation, cellular component: mitochondrial inner membrane. The transcript has 4 exons. The coding region runs from base 1 to 501 and encodes 166 amino acids. Lineage: Eukaryota; Viridiplantae; Streptophyta; Magnoliopsida; Rosales; Rosaceae.
AUGCCACUUGCGUCGGUCUCCAUGACAAAAGGUUGGGUAAAGUCCGGCAAUACCAAGACUGGCACCGUUAUGAGCGCAUGCUUGAGGUCUUCAAAGGCCGAUUCAGAAGCCAGAGACCACUUGAAGUUAUUCAGAAGCCAGAGACCACUUGAGCGCAUGUUUGAGAAGUUGUGUGUUUUGUCCGGUGACUCCAGUCACCGAAAUGCCCCGCUUCUGAGUUUGAUGUGUUCUAUGCCUUGCCGAAAGUUUAAGCUUUUGUUAAAACCCAUCAUGCAUUGUGGAAGAAUUGGAUUUUUAUUUGAUGCAUGUGGCAAGAAAUUUCAGAAUGUUACUAUGGCAAAGCGGAAGUCUUUUGCAUCUGUCAGCAUGCAGGAUGAUAAGCCAUGUGAUUUCUUACGUACUUUAUUUGAGGGUGUUAUAGCAGGAGGUACAGCUGGGGUGGUUGUUGAAACAGCUUUAUAUCCCAUUGAUACUAUAAAGACAAGAUUGCAGGCAGGUUAACUAUGCAAAAUCAAUUGAACUCAAC